Lactuca saligna is the source of this 717-nucleotide messenger RNA. Lineage: Eukaryota; Viridiplantae; Streptophyta; Magnoliopsida; Asterales; Asteraceae. The record is from the annotation of a GenBank genome assembly.
AUGGAAGCUUCUAACAGAAACCUGAAAACAGCUCUAGAACAAACACAUUGGGCUCCUACAAACCUCACAACGACACCAGAAGGAGAAGACAAGUUGAUGCAGAAGAUGCAAAUCUCUAUUGCGAAACUAAAGAAAUCUGGAUUCUUUGCUGCUUUUCUAAAUCAAAUCCGUAACUCUGAAGCUUCAUUCCAUUUCCAUAGGGUUACGGAAUCAGAACACAAGUUAAAGAUGGUCAUUUACGGAAUUGGAAGCAUUGAAUCAUCUAAAUCCUCUGAAUUACAGCUUAGCCUUGCGAUCCUGAUGAAAAAAGAAGUGGAUUGGAUCGGAGAUGUUGAAGUUUUCGAUCCGAUUAUUUCUUUGACAGAAUUGAAAGUUAUUGAGGAACUCGGUUGUUGUGUUCUUUCGGUUAAUGAGUGGUGUCAGAGAGAAGCUGUGAACCCGAUUCUUUUUUUCAUGCCACGUUGUCGAGUAACGCUAUUUGAAAAUCUCCUAAAGACCAACUGGAGACAUGGUAUGUUGAACCGAAUUAUUAUACUUGGCAAUAGUUUUAAGCACCAGAAGAACUAUAGGUUGAAGCAUUUAUGUGCCAUACAACCAUUCACCAAAGAGUUUGAGAUUUCUAACCUUUCGGAAGCAUAUAUAAGAGCCGCCUUUGGGGGAUUGAGUUGGCAUUUCUUUAGCGUUGGUUGUGAGGCCAACCUCAAACUAACAUGUUGA